UCCCCCGAGCCAUGCGCCCGCCCGGGCAAGGUCUCCGGGGCCGUCCCCGCCCAACCCGCGGCCUCCACGCAGCGCACUCACCGGUCGCCGACCACCACGCACUUGAUGGUCGGCCUGAGACGCCGCUGACACCAGAUGUGGGGAUUCAACCUGGGCUCCAGCAGUUCCCGUCAGCGAGGGCUAAAACUGGGUGGCAUGGGGGACCGGCUGCGGCGCGGGCACCCGUCAGUACUCCUGGGAGGCCUAGGUGGCCUUCUUGCUGUCCACGGGCACCCUCGGCCCCACGGUGGCGCUAGACUUCUUGGGCGGCAGCACGGCCUGUAUAUUGGGCCGGACGCCUCCCUGGGCGAUCGUCACACCGCCCAACAGCUUGUUGAGCUCCUCGUCGUUGGGGAUGGCCAGCUCCGGAAUCUCCGCUGUAAAGUAAUGGUCCUUGAUGAAGAGGGAUGCCUACCAAGGGGCUGAGGAACCGCCGCCCACCAAGCGUUCCCAACCAAACAUAAGACUGUCCAGAUCGUGGCCAAGAAACUCCUAAAAGACAUCUUCACAAGCUGGGAUUUCCCCAUAAACAUCUUCUGAGAAGAAAAUCUGGAGGAGAAGGUGAAAGAAGAAAUGGCUAGUUCUCAGGCAAAAAGCAAGCUUAGCUGGACAGUAGCCAGACUCCAGGAUCCAGGACUGCUGACCUUCAGGGAUGUGGCCGUAGAAUUCUCUCAGGAGGAGUGGGGAUGCCUGAGCCACAGUCAGCGGGAUCUGUACAGGGAUGUGAUGUUAGAGAACUAUGGACACCUCCUCUUCUUGGGUUUUGUUGUGUCAAAGCCGGACCUGGUCAUCUUUUUGGAACAAAAGAGGGAGCAAUCGGAUGUGAAGAGAAAGGAGACAGUAGGCUCCUACCCAGCAGUGUCUUCAAAUGGCCCUCAGAGCCUCCUUCCAAAGAUGUGCAGAGAAACUGCUUUCCAAAGAGUGUCAGUGGGUAGAUGUAAAGAGAGCGUCAUUGAGAAUGGACUCUUAGUGAUAGACGGGAACAGUGUUGGGGAGACAGAAGGGCAUCAAAGAUGUCAUGAAGCACCUAUGCACAUGGAGACAAGGGUCCAUUAUAAGAGUCUCACUGCCCCAAUCGGUGAAAGUUCUAAAGCAUUUUGGGUAACGCCCAUUUCGAAGUCCAUUACUUCUGGAAAGCAGUAUGUUUCUAUAGGCAAAGGCUCAAAUCAAGUGGUGAAACACACAUAUUUGCAGAACAAAAAUUUUGAAAAUCUGGUAAGUGACCUUGUCCAUCUUGAAAACACACAUUUUGGUAAGUGGCUUUCAUUUGAAGGGUCCUUCUCUGAGCAAUCGACCUUAAACCUUAACCACAGCAUUUUCAAUGAAAACAGAAUUGCUUAUUGCAGUGAAUCUGAGACAAUACUUAACCAGGGUUCAAAUGUUAUGAAACAUCGAAGGACAUGUUUGUCAGAGAACCAUUAUGAAUCAAAUAAAUGUAAAGAAGUGUUUCAUGAAAGCUCCAACCUUCUUAUACAUAAGAGUACACAUUUGGGAGAAAAUCCUUCAAAAUAUAAUGAUUGUGGGAUAAUUCCUAACCAGUCCUCUAAUGAUCAUGAUCAUCAGAGGAUUCAUGUGGGAAAAAAGCUAUCUACAUGCAGUGAACUUGGGAACCUGCUUAGUGAGUCAUCAAGGCUAAAGAUAAAUAAGACAAUGCAUACUGGAGAGAAAGAAUACAUUUGUAAGGAUUGUGGCAGAGCCUUCAAAUGGCACUCAGCACAAAUUCAACAUCAACGAGUGCAUACUGGAGACAAACCUUACAAAUGUGAAGAAUGUAGUAAAACCUUUAAUUAUGGCUCAUCAGUAAAUGGACAUAAACUAAUCAGUACUGGCGAGAAACCUUACCAAUGUAAAGAAUGUGGCAAGGCCUUUAACUGGCCCUCAGCUCUUAAUCAGCAUCACAGAAUCCAUACUGGAGAGAAACCUUACCAAUGUAAAGAAUGUGGCAAGGCCUUUAUCUGCCGCUCACUUCUUAAUCAGCAUCACAGAAUCCAUACUGGAGAGAAACGUUACCAAUGUAAAGAAUGUGGCAAGGCCUUUACCCACCGCUCAAACCUGAAUGAACAUCACAAAAUUCAUACUGGAGAGAAGCCUUACCAAUGUAAAGUGUGUGGAAAGGCCUUUUCCCAUUCUUCAAGCUUUACUGAACAUCACAAAAUCCAUACUGGUGAGAAACCUUACCAAUGUAAAGAAUGUGGGAAGGCCUUUAACCGGCCCUCAGCUCUUAAUAGACAUCACAGAACCCAUACUGGAGAGAAACCUUACCAAUGUAAAGAAUGUGGCAAGGCCUUUACCUGCCUCUCUGUUCUUAAUCGACAUCACAGAAUCCAUACGGGAGAGAAACCUUACCAGUGUAAAGAAUGUGGCAAGGCCUUUAUCUGCCACUCACUUCUUAAUCAGCAUCACAGAAUCCAUACGGGAGAGAGACCUUACCAAUGUAAAGAAUGUGGCAAGGCCUUUAAAAACCACUCAGCUCUUAAUCAACAUCACAGAAUCCAUACUGGAGAGAAACCUUACCAAUGUCAAGAAUGUGGCAAGGCCUUUAAUAACCACUCAGCUCUUAAUCAACAUAAUAAAAUUCAUACUGGAGAGAAACCUUACCAAUGUACCAAAUGUGGCAAGGCCUUUACGCACCGCUCAAACCUGAAUGAACAUCACAAAAUUCAUACUGGAGAGAAGCCUUACCAAUGUAAAGUAUGUGGCAAGGCCUUUUCUCACUCUUCAAACUUUACUGAACACCACAAAAUCCAUACUGGUGAGAAACCUUACCAAUGUAAAGAAUGUGGCAAGGCAUUUACACAUCGCUCAUCCCUUAUUCAACAUAACAGAAUCCAUACCAGAGGGAAACUUUACCAGUGUAAAGAAUGUGGCAAGGCAUUUUCCCACAACGUAAACCUUACCAAACAUCACAAAAUCCAUACUGGAGAAAAACCUCACCAAUGUAAAGAAUGUGGCAAGGCCUUUAACAGCCACUCAGGUCUGAGUCAACAUCACAGAAUCCAUACUGGGGAGAAACCUUACAAGUGUAAAGAAUGUGACAAGGCCUUUUACUGGUCCUCAGCCCUUAAUCAACAUAACAGAGUCCAUACUGGAGAGAAACCUUACCAAUGUAAAGUAUGUGGCAAGGCCUUUUCCCACUCUUCAAACUUUACUGAACACCACAAAAUCCAUACUGGAGACAAACCUUACCAAUGUAGAGAAUGUGGAAAGACCUUUACCCAGCACACAAAUCUAUGUGCACAUCAGAAAAUUCAUACUGGAGAGAAACCUUACCAAUGUAAGGAAUGUGGCAAGGCCUUUACGUACCGCUCGUACCUUAUUCAACAUCACAGAAUCCAUACUGGGGAGAAGCCUCACCAAUGUAAACAAUGCGGCAAGGCCUUUACCCAACGAUCAAGCCUUACUCGACAUCACGGAAUUCAUACUUGAUGGAAACCACUGUAAAGAAUGUUCUAAGGUCUUUCAUCAGUCUUUAUUCUUUAUUCAUUAUCACAGAAUUCAUACUGGAGGAAAUCUUCCAGACUUAAGGAAUGUGAAAAACAUUUUGUAGACAGCUCACCCCUUACUUCACAAUGGAAAAUGUAGAGAAAGUUGCAGGGUUUAUGAGUGGAAUUUGAUCCUUAAUCAAUAUCCUAAAGUACACAAGAGAUGUAAAUUCUACAGACAUAAUGAAUGAGGAAAGGCCUUCAUAUUAAAUGUACACGUUAGCAAGCACCAGAAACUUCUUCAUAAAAGAAGGUACCUUGAAAGAUUUAAAUCUUUAGAAGGAUAUUUAACGGAAUAUCAAAUGUCAACAAAUGUCACAGAAUUCACCUUGAAAAGUACUACGUCAGUCUCUACUCAGACACACGUCAAGAUACUAAUUAUAAGGAAUAAACAAUAUUAAACAGUGUAUAUGCCAUUAUGCCUCAAAAGAUUAAUUGGAUCAGUUUUUCAUAGGCACGUUAAUUUCAGUCUGUGCUCUGUUUUUUUAUCACCUCAACCCUAUGUGACAUUUGUGACUAGUAAACAUUAAUAUAUUUCUACUCUCGAAUUACUUCCAAAAUUCAUUAAUUCCCAGUGGGUUUUGAAAAUUACAUGGCUGAUUGUUGAUGCAUGAAAGAUAUGACAUGCCCUUCUUCAAUAAUUGUGACUCAUGUGUCAUUGUCAUGGAAGAUGAACAACAUAAUAUACAAUUUAUAAAGAAACUUCAUGGA
This is a messenger RNA of Hyaena hyaena (striped hyena), 4232 nucleotides long. RefSeq names its product zinc finger protein 420-like. Gene Ontology annotation, cellular component: nucleus. The transcript is spliced from 7 exons. Lineage: Eukaryota; Metazoa; Chordata; Mammalia; Carnivora; Hyaenidae. Bases 613 to 3465 code for a protein of 950 amino acids. Gene Ontology annotation, biological process: regulation of DNA-templated transcription. The record is from RefSeq and is a predicted model, not a curated record.